This is a messenger RNA of Heteronotia binoei (common prickly gecko), 1589 nucleotides long. It is a transcript of the gene STK17A, whose product is annotated as serine/threonine kinase 17a. Gene Ontology annotation, biological process: intracellular signal transduction; positive regulation of apoptotic process; protein phosphorylation. Gene Ontology annotation, molecular function: protein serine/threonine kinase activity; ATP binding. Gene Ontology annotation, cellular component: nucleus. The coding region runs from base 249 to 1451 and encodes 400 amino acids. The record is from RefSeq and is a predicted model, not a curated record. NCBI's taxonomy places the organism in Eukaryota, Metazoa, Chordata, Lepidosauria, Squamata, Gekkonidae. The transcript is spliced from 7 exons.
GGGGCGUGCCUUGACUACGCCCCCUCCCUCCCUCGCCGCCAGCUGCCAGUCAGGCGAGCGCGUGCUGUUGACUGCCUCCGACCGCGCAGGCGCUGUGGCGGCUUCGGGUUCCCUCAAGCGAGGGGAGGCGAGAGAGCGCAGCAGACGCGGUUUGGAGCAGCCGGAGCCUGACGGGGCUCCUUCUUCCCCUUCUCUCCGCCAGCCGCCGCGGUCAGUGUGAGGCGCUCCGGCCGCCACCGGCUCUGGCCAUGAGUCCCGACGAGAAGCCGCCGCCGCCCCCGAGCCGCUCGCGGAGCAGCCGGACGCCUCAGGUGCCGCGGCGCGGGGGGCUUCUGAGCGAGAUCCGGACCCCGGUCUUCACCGAGCCUUUCCAGGAGCGCUACAGCCUCAGCCCCGGCCGGGAACUGGGCAGGGGAAAAUUUGCGGUGGUAAAGAAGUGUGUGAAAAAAGAGACAGAAAAAGAGUUUGCAGCAAAAUUCAUGAGAAAACGACGAAAAGGUCAAGACUGCCGGAUGGAGAUAAUUCAUGAGAUAGCAGUUCUGGAAUUGGCACAACGCAACCACUGGGUUAUUAGCUUGCAUGAAGUCUAUGAGACACCAACAGAAAUGAUCCUCGUUUUGGAAUAUGCUGCUGGAGGGGAGAUCUUUGACCAGUGUGUAGCUGAAAGAGAAGAUGCCUUCAAGGAGAAAGACGUUAAGCGUCUCAUGAAGCAGAUCUUGGAAGGGGUUUCAUUUUUACAUCAUAAUAAUGUAGUUCAUCUUGACUUGAAGCCCCAGAACAUUUUGCUAACCAGCAGUUCGCCCUUGGGAGAUGUGAGGAUAGUUGACUUUGGUCUUUCCAGAGUAAUGAACAACAGCGAAGAACUAAGAGAAAUUAUGGGAACCCCUGAAUAUGUUGCUCCAGAAGUCCUGAGCUAUGACCCAAUCAGCACUGCAACAGACAUGUGGAGCAUCGGAGUACUAGCCUAUGUCAUGUUAACAGGAGUCUCUCCUUUCUUGGGAAAUAGUAAACAGGAAACAUUCUUAAAUAUCUCUCAGAUGAAUGUAAACUUCUCUGAAGAUUUUGACCUUAUAUCAGAAUCUGCUGUGGAUUUCAUCAAAGCUCUCCUGGUUAAAAGACCUGAGGAACGAGCAACCGCAGAAGAAUGUUUAUUACAUUCAUGGCUAGCACAAACUGAUGUUCCUGAGACUCUGUGCUGGAGUAAGAAUAUAGAAGAAGAAGCAGAUGCUCUUACUGUAAACGAGGAAGAUUCCACUUCUGAAAUUUCUGUGGACGGAGAAAAAACAGAAGAAUCAGUAGUGACAGAAGAGCUGAUCGUAGUAGCUUCAUAUACCUUGGGACAAUGUAGGCAAUCAGAAAAAGACAACAUUGUUGAACAAAAAGCCAUUUCCAAGCGGUUUAAGUUUGAGGAGCCUCUGUUGCAAGAAUUGCCUGGAGAAUUUAUUUACUGAAUUGUGACUUGCUUCUCCCCUGAGACUCUGAAACUAAUUUGGAAGACUGGUCAUUUACCUCCCCCAUCUUAUGUAUAGCCAUGUGCAUAUAUCCUUCUGAAUACAGAAGGGAGAUAUUAAAAGCCAACUAGAAAACUG